This is a messenger RNA of Pomacea canaliculata, 6739 nucleotides long. RefSeq names its product protein CLEC16A-like. Bases 153 to 3866 code for a protein of 1237 amino acids. Gene Ontology annotation, biological process: endosomal transport; regulation of autophagosome maturation; endosome to lysosome transport. Gene Ontology annotation, cellular component: late endosome; endolysosome membrane. The record is from RefSeq and is a predicted model, not a curated record. Lineage: Eukaryota; Metazoa; Mollusca; Gastropoda; Architaenioglossa; Ampullariidae. The transcript has 25 exons.
GGAGAGCACUAUCAGGACCGGAAAUCAUCGAUUGAUCAAAAUGGGCGACAAGUAAACGAUGAUCCGCCUAUGUCAUCAACAGCGCGUCAGAAACAUCCCUGACUCUUGAUUAACGGUGUAUUGUCUUACAUAACCCAAGAGUACCAAGGGAAAUGUUUUCAAAACAGAGGACAUGGUUGUCAGGAGCGCUGUGGAAGCCGAAAAACCCACAUUCAUUGGAACACCUGAAGUACCUGCACAAUUUGCUGUGUAAAAACCAGCAGGUGACAGAGCAAAAUCGCAGCCUUCUUGUAGAGACCCUUCGAUCCAUCUCAGAGAUUCUUAUUUGGGGUGACCAAAAUGACAGCAGUGUGUUUGAUUUUUUCCUGGAGAAGAACAUGCUGUCAUUUUUUCUGCGCUACUUGCAGCAGAGAUGUGGACGAUACAUUUGUGUUCAGCUGCUUCAAACACUCAACAUUCUCUUUGAAAAUAUUAGAAAUGAAACAUCCCUAUAUUAUCUGUUGUCCAACAACCAUGUCAACUCCAUUAUUGUUCAUAAAUUUGACUUUUCGGAUGAAGAGGUUAUGGCUUACUACAUUUCUUUCUUGAAGACUUUGUCACUGAAGCUGAACAAGCACACCAUACAUUUCUUUUAUAAUGAGAUGUCUGAAUUUCCUCAUACCAAUGACUUUGCUCUUUAUACUGAGGCCAUUAAAUUCUUCAACCAUUCCGAAGCAAUGGUGCGCAUUGCUGUUCGAACCAUAACACUGAACGUUUUUAGAGUUGAUGACAAGGCAAUGCUUCGCUAUAUUCGUGACCGUACUGCAGCGCCUUACUUUUCCAAUCUUGUGUGGUUCAUUGGCAAUCAUAUCCUCGAUCUUGACUUGUGUGUUCGCCACGAUAUGGAUCACCGCAGUCGUGACAGGUUAUCAGACCUUGUUGCUGAGCAUUUAGAUCACCUGCAUUAUCUAAAUGACAUCCUUUGUAUUGGCCUGGACACCCUCAAUCUGGUUCUCAUCCACCAUCUUCUCAACAACCUCUUCAUCCCUCUCUACGUUUACUCUCUGACCAAACGAAAAAAGUUUGAUGAUCCUCAGGAUGACAGAAAACAUGUCAGCUCUGUCGUCUCAUUGUUUUUGCUGUCACAGGUGUUUCUGAUUAUGCAUCACCGACAGCUUACUCAGCAGCUGGCAGAAGUCAUUUUUCAUGGAGACAUCUUUCUGACGCAGACUGAAGGAAUGCAAAAUUCCCCAAAAGCAGGUAUUAGAGAAUUUCGAGCCCCAGCAGAGUCAUUAGAAAAAACCCUGGAAAACAACCGUCCCAAAAAACGGCACAUCCAGACUGCCCCUCCAUCUGUCGGGCAAGAAGAUGGAGCUGUUGGAGAGACAGAAGAAGGAAGCUCCACAUUUUAUUUGACAAGAGAGGAGCAUACUGACACAGUAUCGUCUCCCUCCACAGAGGGAGCUCUGAGCCCAAUAAGUGAGGUGUGCUCAGCAGACACUGAGUUGUCCAGUCCCACUCAGAAUUCUACUGAUGAAGAAAAGCUUAUUGGCCUUUCUCAUCGCAUGGCCAUUCCUUCUGGGAUGCCUGAUCACCCACUGCCCUUCACACUGGAGAACAGGCCAUACCUGGAAACAAUAUUCAAUGCCUUGGAGUGUAUGGAGAAUGACUACUCAGCCCUUUUUGCUCUAUGUCUUCUCUAUGCCAUAGGACACAAUGAAGGAAUCUCGCAGACCCUUCUAGAUGGUGUUAUGAUGCCAACUGAGAGGUCAAAGAGCAAAGACAACUACAACAUUCUGCUAGUGGAGCGUUUGAUCCGCAUCAUUGAACAAGCUUGUCAGUCAGGGAGCAAAGUGCGUCUAGCAACACUGGAAGUAAGCAUCAAGCUGCUGAAACAGCUUGUUGUUCGUGAGCACCGCUCCUAUCUCCAGGAUCGUCAUCUGGCCUGUAUUGAAAAUGCUCGUGAAUGCUCAACACAGCGUCUCCGCAACUUUUACAAGAGUGAAGAGAUUUUUCUGGACAUGUUUGAAGAUGAGUACAGAGAAAUGAAGAAUAGACCGCUGAAUGUGGAGUACCUCAUGCAGGAUGCCUCAAUCCUGCUGCCUCCUACUGGCACGCCCCUCACUGGCAUUGACUUCAACAAACGUCUUCCAUGUGGGGAGGUGGAGAGGACACGGAAGGCUAUACGUGUCUUCUUCUCAGUUCGGGAACUUUCCUUGUGCUUGAUGAAUGAGACAGAGGCACAGUUACCACUAACCAAAGAGGACAACUGCAUCAAAGUCAAUGAUGUUCUUGAUCUAAAUAACAGUGACCUGAUAGCUUGCACUGUUCUCAUGAGAGAAAGUCGUCGCCAGGAACGGCGCUUUUUAGUAAUUGACCCAAUGCAACUUAUCCUUGUUGAGCCUGAUUCAAAACGCUUGGGAUGGGGUGUUGUGCGCUUUGUUGGUUUUUUACAGGAUGUGGAAGUGUCUGGAGACAAGGAUGACAGUCGCUUGCUGCAUGUUGUAGUACACAAGCCCUCAUCUUCAAUACAUUCCCGAUCUCAUCCCAUUCUCUCAGCUCGCUUCAUCUUUGAUGACCACAUCAGAUGCAUGGCUGCCAAACAGCGGCUGCUCAAAGGCCGGCAACGAGCCCGACUGCAGAAGAUGCAGGCCAUCGAGCGGCUGCUAGACAUUCCUCCUGCACCAGAUGGUACACGCUCACGAAGCAUCCCAAUUCCUGGUCGUAGUCAUCCUGUGAGACCAACAUCAUCUUCUAGUUCAACAACAUCCUCUCCAGUCUCUACCCAGAGUCAAGGACGUGGUUCCAGACGGAUCUCAGCUGAACAGAAACGGCAUCUACAGGCAAAGGCUGCUCAACGUAGCAAAAGUCGCCAGGUCAUGGGACCAAGCAUGGGAACAGGGCUGCGAAGUGGCGUCAGCCCAGCACGUGAUGGAGUAGAAAUGGGAGAGGAGGCUACCUCAGCAAUGGCUGUCCAGUCACUCAAUCAGAACAUAAGUAGCAACAACAGCAGUGGUAGUGAGAGGAUGUCAGGCUCUUCACGCAGUUCAGGGAGACUAGUGUCUGCAGGCAGCAGAGGAAAUCAAGGUGACGAAGCCCGACUGGAGAUACCACUAGAAGAUCUUUCAACAAGCAGCAAGCAACAUCGCAGCCUUUCUUUUGAACGUGCCCGCUUGGCUCGCCUGGCACGGGAGGCUGGAGUGCGCACUAACCAUGGUCACCAUCAGGCAGUUCACCACACUCUGAUGAUGCGGUCUCACUCUCUGAGUCCCCACCGCUCACGGCAAGAGACCAGCUCUCUCAUGUCACGCAAAGACCCCCGCCGCCAGUCAGCUCCUCAGACCCUUGCCACCUCUUUUAAAGCACCCAGCAUUUUGCAGACCAUUCUUUCCCAGUCUGGCUCAGACCGCCGCCCACAGAUUACUUGUAGUGGUUCUUCAUCUGAUGACAGUCCUGACAGUGGGCGUGCACGCAGCUGGUCUGGUGGUGCACCUAAGACAUUGCUCCCUGCCUCAGCACCUUCUUUGUCUCUCAUGGAUUCGAUUGGUCACAGUCGCCGCAGCAUAUCAGCAGCAAUGUUGUUACCUCCUGAGAGGACAACAGUGGUGCGACGGUGCGAAGAAGAGGAGGAAGAGGAGACCAGCAGGUCCACAACUCUAGAGGUGGGGUCUGGAGACCAGGGCAAGUCGACCGACUCAGCACUUUCCUCAGAUGAAACUGGACCAAGCAGCUCAGAUAUUACUCCAUCCAGUGAGACCAGUCUUUCAGAUCUGGCUUUGGGCUCAGAGAUUCGACCCUCAGCAUCUACCAGAGAUCGCUCAACCUCCAGUCAGCUCACUCAACUUGCCCAGCUUGUGCAGGAGCAUUAUGCCUACAGCUGCUACUGAUGUGGAGGCUGGUAACACAGACCUUGGUCACUGAGCAUUGAUGAUGCUAUCAGUUGGAGAGUUGUUGACAGUGAUCAACGUCUGAUAUGCUAAGAUUCAAACUCUGAUCCUGAUAUUAUUAGAAAUGGGGCAAACUUGUAUUGCCUUAUCACCAAUCUUCAGUUUCAGAACCUUUGAUAAGCAUAGAUGAGCUCAAAAUAAAAUGGUUAUGUUGUGAAAGCCUGUAGCCACCAAAGUGGAAUUUAUAUUUAGGCCACUAUCUCCAGUUUUACAAACAUAGCAUUAGAGUGCACACUGUAUAUACAGCACAACCUUAAUUUAUUAAAAUGUCUGUCCACUUUUAAUGUUGGUCACUUUGUUUUAAAGAUAAGCAAUUAUUUUAAAGCAACGAUAGCUUCAAAAGAUGGAACACAAAAAUGGCUUUAAUUGUUCAUUUUGCUGGUCAAAGUCCACAAGAACUGCAUCGUGAGGAGGGUGUGGAAUCUGCAUAAUACCAUUGGUCUUUUUGGAAGAAAUUAAAGUCUUUUUGCAAGGAAUGCAGUCUCUCUAAUACGCUUUAACACCAGAUUUUUUUAUGAGUUAUUCUAAGGCUCUGGUCAACACUGUUCAGAUGUGCUCUUUGCUUUGUAUGUUUUCUCUGCUCUCUGAAUCACUAGUAGAGAUUUUACUGUUUUUCAUUCUGAUAUUUUUGGUCUUAUUUUCUUGCUGCAGAAUUUCUGAUUAAUUUUGUCUCCAUAUUUCUUUUUCAUAUUAUGGGGAUAUUUGGUUUCAUUAUUUGCUGCUUUGGAAGAGGGGUUUUGCUGAUUCUAGUGCAAUAGCUAGAUGAAAAGACUGAAGAUAUCUUUACUAGACUGAAACAUUAGAAGCAAGAACAUUUAUGUAGUCAUGAACAAAAUUUGCAUAUUAUGGUUCAACCUGAUAAACUGAUGUGCUGUGGCUAGAUUUGUAGAAUAACUGCACAUUAUAAUAUUCUGUGGAUGCAUUCAGUGAUGUGAUAAUUUUGACAUGUGGUUACACCAUAGUCUCAAGAAAAUUAUGACAAGCUUACCAACAGGAGAAUCAACAUUGUCAUCUCCAGAAAUCUUUUGUGUACAUGUACCAUGUAGUGUAUUUAUGCAACUACACAGAAUCAGCAUAGUACUGUGAAAUUAUGUGUGGUAUGGUGUCUGAUACCAUACUUGUUUACUCAAGUUAAAAGACUACACAUGGGUUAUCCAGCAAUAAGAUGUUGCUUGCAUUUGUACACACAUGCAUUGAUGUGCCCACGUGCAUGUACGCGCGUGUGUGUGAACAGACUUAUAUCAUCUGUUGACUGAGUGGCUGUGUAAUCAGAGUUGUGUUGCUUUGGAGCAGGAGAUGCUUGAAGGUUUGGAGGAGAAAGAAACCUGACAUCAAAUACCAGGAACUUAUAUGCUGCUAAUGGCAUGCCUUGGUCCUCUCUAAGCAUUGUGAUAUGUACUUAUUGUGUUUACAGAUAUAUGUAAUGUUAAAUAUUGUUUUACUUGUUCAAUACCUUAAGUCACUGAUGAUGGUUCCUUGGGGACUGGCAUGCACAUGUAACAGUGUACCAAUGAGAAUGAGAAAAAACUUACAUCUGAAGCAUUGCUCUUAGUUUUAUUAAAUUAUAAUAUAUGAUAGAAAGUUAUGUUUAAAGAUUUCUAGAAAUCACUAAAUCAUUUUAUAAGUGAAAUAUUUUAUAGUCGUAGUGCUACCUCCUCUUGUUUGCAAAGAAAAUCUUUGAAAUGAGAUGUAAAUGAUUUUACACCUGUAUUAAACCUGUAAGAAUAGCACAUUGGUGAACACAGACUACAACAUAUUUUGUCAGCUCUUGCUGUGAACUACCAUUUGUGAUAUUUUUCAUGUUAUUUAUUGCAAUUAUUCCAGUAACAAGUUGUCACAGAAACAAGAAAGUUAGUGUUGGCAGCUAGUGAGGACAUUCCAUAGAAGAAUGUUACUGAUCUUUUCAUUCACCACCACACUGUGUGUCAUGCAGCCAGUUCACUUCUUGUCAGAAGCAGAGAGCUAGUAAGUCCUUUCAUUUGUUGCUGUCAGUCCUUACUUGCUGGCGGGGCUUUGGAUGAACUUGUACACCUCUUUACCUUUGGUGUAUAACUUCCUUGUUUAUGUGCAUCAGGCUUGCAUAUGAAAGGGGAGAUCAUGAACUUCACAAUUUCCAGUUGAAGGACAGUAUGUGGACAUUUACGUGUCCUUUGCAGGUCUUGUAAUGAUUAUCAGAAUGUACAGCUGCGUUGAAUAUGUGGACAGGCCUUUUCCAGCUUGCAGUCAUUUGGUCUUGAUACAAAGAAGUUAAAGCUGCAUAAAACUGUAGCGUUCCUAACAGUCUACAUUCAAUGCACGAAUAUGUGAAAUGAAGUCAGACUGAUCAUACAAGGUGGGUUCAGUUCAAAGUCAUUUGUAACUGUUCUGUGAUAAGCAAUACACUGUACAUUUAAAAAAACCACCACAGUUAUCACAAAUCUUCUUGAGAACCAUUUUCUUACAUUUAGGUAGACUGUUGUUAAUAUGCAGUUGCAGAUGAAGAAAUCAACUUCGGUUAAUAUUUAGCAUAGCUGGGACUAGGAAACACAAUAUUUUGUAGGAAGUAAGAGCUAGUCCACUUAUCAUGACCCUUUGCAUACUAAUGUUUUUGUUGAUGGUUCUGCUAUAAGCAAAACCUCAUCAUUUGUAUCUUUCUUCAAGCAUGCUGUUGUAGCAUGCUGUGAUGUUUCUGAUGCUUUCUCAUGCUGACAUAGAGAAGUCCUACACUUCCUUUUAGAUUUGGUUGGUGAAAUGUGAGAAAUUGAAGUAAUGCUGAGAUUGUUUUGUGGUGUCUAUGACUUUAUGCCAAAUUAAAAAAGUAUUAAAAACUCUCA